This is a messenger RNA of Rotaria socialis, 888 nucleotides long. NCBI's taxonomy places the organism in Eukaryota, Metazoa, Rotifera, Eurotatoria, Philodinida, Philodinidae. The record is from the annotation of a GenBank genome assembly.
AUGACUGGCUGUUAUCAUGAGCCAUUCACACCGAAUACACUAUUGCCAAUAAUAGUACAAACUUGUUCAAGUCUUCUAUCACUUAAUCUUCGUUGGAAUAAUAUAAAAGAAUCAACAUUAAAUCAUUUAAUAGCAUAUCCUCAAUUCAUUCAUUUGCAUACACUUGAUCUUUCUGGUUGUCAAAUAUUAGAUGAUACACUUUUAAUUAAUAUAUUUAUUCGUACGGAAACUGAUUUUCAUUUAAAAAAGCUUGUUCUUCAUGCGUGUACAAACAUAACAUGGAUAAGUCUGGAUACGAUAGCUAUUUGCAUUCCAAAUUUACUUCAUUUAAAUGUGAGUCGUUGUAUUGGCUUAAAAAAUCUAUCGUCAAAUCAAGAAUCGACGUGUUUUCAUUAUUGGCCUCUACUUGAAUAUAUUGAUUUUGGUAAUCUCUUAACAUUAACUGAUAAUGAUCUUACAAUUGUUCUUGAUAAUUGUAAAUAUUUAAAUACUUUAAUCUGUGAUGAUUGUAUAAAUUUAACCGAUCAAACAUUAAAUAGAUUAACGUCUGAUUUUCGAAUGAUUAGUUUAAAUAAUUGUACAACAUUGAGUACAAAUUUAUUUUUAAAUCUUAAUGAACAGUGUCCAAAGUUAGAAACGAUAAGUUUAAAUUCUAUUAAUAAUUUUAAUGAUGAUUGCUUAUUAAAAUGGUCUGAAAAACCAUUGGUUCAAUUAAAAUUUUUAUCAAUUAAUAAUUGUACUAAUUGUACAGUAAAUGGUAUUGAAAAUUUUCUUGAAAGACAUUUUAAUUUACAAGAAUUAUCAUUAAAUGAUAAUAUUUUAUCCAAUCAAAUAGAACGACAAACAUUAGAACAGAAAUUUCCAAAUAUAAAUUUCGUCUUUCAAUAA